Phacochoerus africanus (Common warthog) is the source of this 1950-nucleotide messenger RNA. It is a transcript of the gene CATIP, whose product is annotated as ciliogenesis associated TTC17 interacting protein. Lineage: Eukaryota; Metazoa; Chordata; Mammalia; Artiodactyla; Suidae. Bases 614 to 1810 code for a protein of 398 amino acids. The record is from RefSeq and is a predicted model, not a curated record. The transcript is spliced from 10 exons. Gene Ontology annotation, biological process: cilium organization; actin filament polymerization.
UACUUAAUCCACUGAGCCACAAUGGGAACUCCCUGAGCUGCUUUUUAUAGCCACUAUGUUGUAGCUUGGGUCCUGGCUCUGCCAGUUAUUAGCUGUGACCUUGGGAAGACAUUUAACCUCUUGGUUCCUCAAUUUUCUUAGCCAUAAAGUGGAGGGGGGAAAAAAGCACCUGUUCACAGGUUUAGCCUGAAGAUUAAAUGAGAUAAUGUACAUGAAGUCCUUUAGAAGAGCGCCUGGCCGAAGGUAAGGCCUGGCCGUAGGUAAGGCAGAGUUUAAGUGUUUGCUGUGACUGUCAUUAUUAGAACCACAGCGUGUGGGCGAAUCACAAGGUAUCUAAUUGGUAGUAUGCACGGGAGGCCAUGUCUGAUUCAGAGCCACAACUUCUAAGGUCAUUCUACUGACCCAUGUCAUUCCCCUGCCUCCUAAGAACGGCAAAUGCUCCCUCUGCUGGACAAUACUUGAGGCUUGGGCUGAUCCCCAGAAGCCACAGUGCCUACCAAUUCCUUCAAGGUUUGGAUGUUUGGUGAAUGGGUUGAGGGCCCUUUAAGAGGCAGUAGCUAGCUCCCAGUUGCCAUGGAGACAGCUGGCUACAAACCCAGAAGCAACAGGCAGCAUGUCCUCUAAAGUUCAAUCCAAAGGCUCCAAAGCCAAGGACCACCAGCCUUCCGCCCAAGCGGGUCUGCCACCCCAUGAGGCCAAUGCGGAAGCCAUCCACUUCCUUGAUUCCCUCCGGCAGGAGGAGCUGCUGAUGCUGCUCUUCUCGGAGACGCUGGUCAUGGUGUCAGACACAGGGGAGCCUCAGGGAGAGCUGACCAUUGAUGUGCAGAGAGGGAAAUACAAGGACGAAUUUGGUAUCAUGUCCUACUGCCCCUUUGUGCACGCCUCCAGCCGCGGCUACGUGGACGGAGUCCUCUGCGGAACCUCGCUUCUGGGCUACCUUUCCUGGAAACUGGAGAUCGUGGAACAACAUAAUCAGGAGUUCAUCAAGUUCCACACCCUCCCCAUGGAACGGAAGAUGAGGUUGCUGAAGCAGGAUGAUGAGCUGGCCGUGACCAGAACUGUCAAGGAGGGUGAGGAAGUGAAGACUAAAGUGAUCGUGUUCCCCUGGCACUCCAUUGCGGGCUUCAUCUCCGAGGCUGCCAACCUAGUGCUGCUGAGGGUGAUGGGCUGGCGGCGGACAGUGCCCAGCAACGCGCGUUUCCUGGCCUUGGACACCGAGGGAAAACUCUGCUAUUCCACUUAUCAAGCCCUGGGCUCGCAGACCAUCCAGGUGGGCCGGCAGCAGGUGGAAGUGUUCAUUGUGGAGCAGACUGUACACUCAGAGGAGGGCAUCCCCAUGUCCUACCAGUUUUACCUGCUCUCUGAUGGGCACCUGGCCAAGAGGAUCCAGGUGGGCUCCCCAGGGUGCUGCACCAUCACCAAGGUGCCCAUCUUGAGGGAAGAAGACGCUAUUGAGCCUCGCCCAGUAUUUGAGAAGAAGCCCCUGGUGUGGGAGGAGGACAUGGAGCUCUUCUCAAAGUUCAUGGACCGGAAGGAGGAGCUCCGUCUCAGCCACAACAGCUAUCUGCGGCAGCACCCGGAGGCCCACGCGCUCAUCUCCGACUUCCUGCUCUUCCUGCUGCUGCGCCAGCCGGCCGACGUGGUCACCUUCGCCGCCGAGUACUUUGGCCCCUUUGCGAUGAGACGCGCCUCCACCCCGGCCUUGCGCUCCUCCAACCGGCCCAGCCCCUUCCGCGCGCUGGAGCCCGAGGGCAGCGAGGCCGAGGAGGGCGAGGCGGGGAGCAAGGCGGGCGAGGGCCCCGCGGGCUAGGACUGGACGGGACGGGAAGCCGGGGCGACCGGGCUGAGCUGGGACGCCCGCGGGACACACCCGAGAGGCGCGCGCUCUUUCCGGCCUGCGGUUUUGAUGACAAUAAACGGGGCCCUCCCCAGGCUCGCCUACAGCCGGAA